Messenger RNA from Drosophila busckii, 700 nucleotides. Its product is annotated as DNA-binding protein SMUBP-2. Gene Ontology annotation, molecular function: zinc ion binding. NCBI's taxonomy places the organism in Eukaryota, Metazoa, Arthropoda, Insecta, Diptera, Drosophilidae. The transcript has 2 exons. The record is from RefSeq and is a predicted model, not a curated record. Bases 132 to 653 code for a protein of 173 amino acids.
CUAUUUUCAAACUACCGAUAAAUCUAACACCAGCUUAUCGUUAUCGAUAUUUACUUAAAAGUACUGCACCGAGAAUCUUUGUCAUUAAAAAUAUUGUUUACAUGCAGAGGCUUUUGUUAUAAACUUUUGGAAUGGCUGACAAAUCUGUGGCAAAUAAAAAGCAAUGUGAUGAUGCAAAGCCCUCAACAUCUUCCGCAGCCAGCGCAGAUGUCAAUGAGGACCCACUUUUUCCGCCACCCAAGCCAGGCAAAGCUCCCAAUUAUGGCACCAACAAUACUUUAGAGCUGCUGGAACGCAUACCAAGCCAAAUGGUAGAUCUCAAGUUAAACGAAGUACUUACUGCCGUCAAAACAGUAGAUAAUCUCUGUGAUUAUCCCAAGUGUAAAACUAAAACGAGUCUAAUGGGCCAGGACUGUGAACUCUGUAAGAAGCGUUUCUGUUUUAAACAUGGCCUGCCCGAAGUGCAUGGAUGUGGGAUGGAGAAAAAACGAGAGGAGCGUAAGAAUUUCUUACAUCCAAAGCCAUUAAAGACUGUGCGACAUGAGGAGGAUCUGAAAAAUGCAAAAAAGAAGUUAAAUGAAAAACUUAAAAAUAUGCAAGUGGGACGCACGCAAAAGGCGCCAACUGGCAGCAGUGGAAAAAAGAAAAAAUAAUUGUUAUUAUAGUCAUCAUAAAUUUCAAAUUUGUUUUAUUAAACGGU